This is a messenger RNA of Zootoca vivipara (common lizard), 2611 nucleotides long. It is a transcript of the gene EIF1AD, whose product is annotated as eukaryotic translation initiation factor 1A domain containing. Lineage: Eukaryota; Metazoa; Chordata; Lepidosauria; Squamata; Lacertidae. The record is from RefSeq and is a predicted model, not a curated record. Gene Ontology annotation, cellular component: nucleus. Gene Ontology annotation, molecular function: translation initiation factor activity; RNA binding. Gene Ontology annotation, biological process: translational initiation.
CGGAAGUAGGAAGUUCUCGCUUCUCACGCUUCGGAGGGGACGAGAAGGCGCCAGUUCUUAAGCAGCUCUUCCAGAACUGUGAAUGUACCAGAGAGUGAAAUUAGCACUGGAUCCACAGCCCUUGAACUUGGACGACAUUGGCUGUUGUUGGAAACAGCCUCCUAGAACGUGGGCGUAUUCUGCAAACGGUUCCUUGCAUCAUCCUGGCCCCGGCAGAGGCACGGUUCCCCAGGGCUAACAGAACAGCAUGUCCCAAGCCACAAAACGCAAGCAUGUGGUGAAAGAAGUCCUUGAAGAGUAUGUGGUGCCUUCAGAGAGGCAGCAGAUCGUCCGGGUGGUGGGGACCCCUGGCAACAAUCUCCAUGAGGUGGAGACAUCUGAAGGGACGCGGUUCCUUGUGAGCAUGCCCACGAAAUUCCGCAAGAAUAUCUGGAUCAAGAGAGGUGACUUCCUAUUGGUAGAUCCCAUAGAAGAAGGGGAGAAAGUGAAAGCCGAGAUUAGUUUUGUACUCUACAAGGAUCAUGUUCGCUACCUGAAAAAGGAAGGAUACUGGCCUGAGGCCUUCUUGGGUGGUGUGGCAGGAGCUCAGAGCAGUGCUAAAGACAGCAGGGAUGGGCCACAGAGCCCACCACGUUCUGCGGGGGAGGAAGACUCUGAGGACGAUGAUGCAGACUUGUUUGUGAAUACAAACAGGGUGAACUACAACUACUUGGAGAGUGAAGACAGCAGUGACUCGGACGAGGAGGAGAAGUGACAGGUCAAGCCAGUCUGGCGGCUUCCAUACUUUCCUCAGAGAAAAGGGGCAUCACCUCAAAGCCCAUCCUCUUGUCUAAUAGGGUUAGCUGUUUGUCCCCUUUUUCUGGAGGGGGGGGGCGCGUGUACUUGCAGGAGCAUAUUGGAGCUGCUGUAUUGCAGGCAACAACGACAACAACAAAAUUGGCUCAGCCUGUUAGCAGCAGCCAUAGCUCAUUCCUUGAGGAACUUUGACCUUGUCUUGACCAGAUGCCUCUUCUGUAUUCCAGGCCUCUUUCCCUUUCUCCCUUUGCCUUAUACAAUGUGUAUGUCCCAAACCCAGACCCUGCCUGGCAUGCCAGGUAGCAGUUUUGCAAUAGGUCACAAGCUUCAAGAUACAUUGAUCAUUUUGAAGCGGCACUCCUUUCCUCUAAAAGUGGGCUGGCCUACAUUAAGAGAUGGUCAGCACACAACGGGAGCAUCCAAGAGCAAGUCGUAUUUAAUAGGCAAGUGCUGAAGUAGAUGGCAUUGGGGCUGGUCUCAGCUCUUUCUAUCAAAAUUCUCAGCACCAAAGCCAUUCCUGGGUAUCGCUUGAGGCUCAAAUCACCUUGCCUUCUAUUUCUCCUCCUUCACAUUUGCUAGAUUUGGCUCCUGAGAGGCAAGGGGACACCCACAGCGAGUGACUACUUCUCUUUUGUAUUAUAAUAUUCAACAAAUGUUUCAAUAAACUUUAAAGAGAGACUGGGGGUGAGAGCACUCUUGUUUACAAGUGGGGCCUUUGUGUGAGCUUGCUAAAGCAGAGGGGGGAGGAGGGGAAGGUUCAUCUUAAAAACACUGCGCAAAUUGCUUUCUGUGAAGUUUUUAAACCAUGUAAAUACAGGAAAGCAGCUAGGCGGAACUUUAGCUAAGGGGGUUAAAUGCUUUACUGUGUGAGGAAAGGGGAAUUGUAGAGAAGCUGCAUUCUUUCCAACUGCCUUCUAGGUAAAAGAUGCAGGGCAGCGCCCCAUGCCUGAAAGACUCUCUUCGGAAGGGAAGCAGACGUAAAUAGUAGCAGCAAGGUUUCCUGAUGACGCCAAACUGUUUGGGGUGGUUAAAACGAAGAAGGGAUUGCAGAAAGCUCUUUGAACGGUGGCAUGGGUAAUAAAAUGUUAAAGGUGGUGGAAAAUAAAGAAAUGCAAUGCUAAUAAGGUCUGAGCAGGCAGUGACUGAACAGCAAAGAGAUGUGGGGCUUGAGGUGGAUAACUUGACGAACUUGUUAAUCAAACAGUGGCUGUGAAAAGUGUGAACUCUGUGUUGGAGAUCAUUAGGAAAUGAAACAAACUGCCACUAUCAUAAUACAUUCCAUUUAUGACCACAGUUGGGGUGGGGGGUGGGUUAUGUAGCUUUGGAUGAUGGGAACUCGAGUCUACCAACAUUACAGAGGAACACAAGGCCUCCUUAGAGUGCACACCAGCCUUUACGAAUCUGGUGCAAUCAGAUAUUGAUGGGACUAUUAUUCCCGUCAGCCCCACACAGCAUAGCAUGAUGGGAAUUGCAGCCCAAGAGUUGCAGAGCAGCAGGUUGACAAAGGCUGCUCUACACUAAAUGGCGGCAGCAGCUUUUUCUCAGUCCUGCUUGGGAGAGAACCUGAAGGUUUUCUGCAAGCAAAGCAGGCCCCCUUGUUCUCCUGCCCUCUGCUGCCAAGCAGCUUUAGAUGGAACCAAAGUUGCUGAAGAUUGUACCAUUUCAAGUGGAGGCUUACUGGACAUUCCCUGACUAAGCCAAUUUUCUAUAUGCAGGGAAUGCACAAGGAGCCAUCAGUCCCAUGAGCCUCUUAGCUGCAAUCUGAAGUGAUAGAGGGGAAGAUUAUAUGUAUGUAGCCCAUUGUGUACUCCCCAUU